Messenger RNA from Amoebophrya sp. A25, 286 nucleotides. The record is from the annotation of a GenBank genome assembly. NCBI's taxonomy places the organism in Eukaryota, Dinophyceae, Syndiniales, Amoebophryaceae.
CCCAGGGCAUCCCAACGACAAGGGGCCUUAUUGGCGACAGAAACGCCGUGCGAGGUGGCAGCUCGCUAAAUUCGCAGUUCGUGUUGCUGCUCGAGUUUCUCUGUUGUUGGGAGUAUGUCGAAGUGGAAAAAGCGGCAAGCAUGAAAAAAGGCACAGCAUCGAAGAAGAAUGCGCCAGAUUCGGAACUCGUCGUACUGUCCGACUCCGACGAUGAAGAAAACAGUGGCCCUCAAGGAAUUCCUGACGCGAGUUCGCUCUUUGAGGCUUUUCCUGGCGAAAGAGAGAC